AUGCUUGUGUGUCUCAAAGCUGGAUUCACAACAAAGGCAGGCGUUCCGUCAACCGGAAGCAGUCACGUGAUACACUCAGUCAAGGCAACCGAGCUGCACUUUCCUCCAACGGAAAUUAAGGAAAAAGAAACCGCCAGAGCUUGCAAAAAAAAAACCCCCCAACACCUAAUCUUUAACAGUCGUGAUAAGACCGCUUAUGGCAAGGCUCUUUUUGAGGCCCAAGUGGCACCAUUCCAGAAGACAUAUUACCAACGUGUAGAAGAGUUUGAAAGCCGCCGUCAUGGCGCGGGGAUCAUGACACCCAGCGGAAUUCCAACCUGGGAAUCGGAUUUUCCUGCGUAG
Messenger RNA from Echinococcus granulosus, 342 nucleotides. RefSeq lists its product as hypothetical. The record is from RefSeq and is a predicted model, not a curated record. NCBI's taxonomy places the organism in Eukaryota, Metazoa, Platyhelminthes, Cestoda, Cyclophyllidea, Taeniidae. The transcript has 2 exons. Bases 1 to 342 code for a protein of 113 amino acids.